GGCUAGAGGAGUCACCUGGAGGUGGGCGGUGAUGGAGGCUGGUCUCGGCUGCCUCUUCGUCUCUAUGGUUUUCUGAGGUGGGAGGACUUGACGCAGAAGCAACUGGCGCUUCAGCGGGGACGGGAUGUUUCGUCUUAAGUCACUUUAUGCAUUGGCAGAACUGGCCCUGGGCUCUCGAUGGUACCAUGGAGGAUCACAGCCCACCCAGGUCAGGCGUCGACUAAUGGUAGUGGCUUUUCUGGGAGCAUCUGCAGUAACUGCAAGUACUGGUCUUUUGUGGAAGAGAGCCCUUGCAGAAUCUCCACCAUCUGUAAAAAAGAGUGAAGUUGGUGAUAAAGGAAAGAAUAAAGAUGAAGGGGAAGUUUGUAACCAUGAGAAAAAGGCUGAUGAUACUUGUCCUGAGCUUCAUCCAGAAGAGAAAAAGAAGAAACGUUCUGGAUUCAGAGAUAGAAAAGUAAUGGAAUACGAGAAUAGGAUUAGAGCAUAUUCCACACCAGACAAAAUCUUCCGAUAUUUUGCCACCUUGAAAGUAAUCAGUGAGCAUGGUGAAUCUGAAGUGUUUAUGACUCCACAAGAUUUUGUGCGAUCCAUAACACCCAAUGAAAAACAACCAGAACACUUGGGCCUGGAUCAAUAUAUAAUAAAACGCUUUGAUGGAAAGGCUGAAUUCUACAAAAAGAGAAAGAACCUAUUACACAGGGUCAGAAAGAAAAGUAAAAGGUCAAUUUUAAAGUGGAGGAAGAAAGAAGAAAGAGCCAGGAGUGGUUCUACAAAGCCUAAAGUGAAGGAAAUCAGGAGGCAAAUCAUGCAGUGGCUGGAAAAGAAAAUUGCCCAGGAACGAGAAAAAUUUGCUGAUGAAGGCAGUAUAUUUUACACCCUUGGAGAAUGUGGACUCAUCUCCUUUUCCGACUACAUUUUCCUUACAACUGUUCUUUCUACUCCUCAGAGAAAUUUUGAAAUUGCCUUUAAGAUGUUCGACUUGAAUGGAGAUGGAGAAGUAGACAUGGAGGAGUUUGAACAGGUUCAGAGCAUCAUUCGCUCCCAAACCAGUAUGGGUAUGCGUCACAGAGAUCGUCCUACUACUGGAAACACCCUCAAGUCUGGCUUGUGUUCAGCCCUCACAACCUACUUUUUUGGAGCUGAUCUCAAAGGGAAGCUGACAAUCAAAAACUUCCUCGAAUUUCAGCGUAAACUUCAGCAUGAUGUUUUGAAGCUAGAGUUUGAACGCCAUGACCCUGUGGAUGGGAGAAUUACUGAGAGGCAGUUCGGUGGAAUGCUGCUGGCCUACAGUGGGGUGCAGUCCAAGAAGCUGACUGCCAUGCAGAAGCAACUCAAGAAGCACUUCAAAGAAGGAAAGGGUCUGACAUUUCAGGAAGUGGAGAACUUCUUUACUUUCCUAAAGAAUAUUAAUGAUGUGGACACUGCAUUGAGCUUUUACCACAUGGCUGGGGCAUCUCUUGAUAAAGUGACCAUGCAGCAGGUGGCCAGGACAGUGGCUAAAGUGGAGCUCUCAGACCAUGUGUGUGACGUGGUGUUUGCGCUCUUUGACUGUGAUGGCAACGGGGAGCUGAGCAACAAGGAAUUUGUUUCCAUCAUGAAGCAACGGUUGAUGAGAGGCCUGGAGAAGCCCAAAGACAUGGGCUUCACCCGCCUGGUGCAGGCGAUGUGGAAAUGUGCACAGGAUACUGCCUGGGACUUCGCUUUGCCCAAGCAGUAACCCAAAACAGCAAGAGGGGGCCACCUCCUUACCCCACUACCCUGCCGCUCAAGCAGAGCCUUGGCACGGGCCUUCCUGCUGCUGCUGCUGGAAGUAGUGCUGCCUUCCUUUGGGAAUGAUCUCAGGAUUCAACCCGUUUCCCCUCUCCGUCCUUCCCCUGAUUCUAGGCUCUGAUUCGGCCCAGUGACUCUCCCCAUUGGUUCUCAAAAACAUGAAGUCGUUCUAAACACUCAGACGUUUAGCACCUUCAACAGCACUACCCAUCCAAGCAUAAAGAACGCGUGGACAUUCACAGAUAUCCACCAACCCUGGAAAACACCCAGUUCUCAACUCGUUCUUGCUGUGGAUUUAUAUUAACAAGAACAUUCCUUGCUUUUUCUCCUGCUGGUGCUUUUAAGCUACAAAUUGGGAAAACCUCUGGCAGCAAAAGGAAGUCUGUGAUGAAGAUAGUGAGGAUGCCUGGGCCGCCCUGAGCUGGCAGCAGCCAGGGCCAGAGAAGGGUCUGUGCCCGUCCCCAGCUUGGCUCUGAGGCCUGCUCCCAGGAGGUGAUGUCGCAGUGGGAAUGCAGCAAAUGUGGAAUCUAAAGCAGCUGCUUGCUGGGUCUCCCUUCUUUUGCUCUCAGGCUCCGUAAGAAGACUCCACCGCAACCCUGUGUAGUGAGCAGCAGUGACUGAGUUCAUGUUCCCUGCAGGUGCCAUUCCUCCUCCAGGACUGCCUCUGAAGCUGAGGCCUGCUCGGAACCCCUCUGCCCUCCGCACUUCAAUAAUAAGUUUGCGACAAACCCUCCAAA
Myotis lucifugus (little brown bat) is the source of this 2507-nucleotide messenger RNA. It is a transcript of the gene MICU1, whose product is annotated as mitochondrial calcium uptake 1. Gene Ontology annotation, biological process: mitochondrial calcium ion homeostasis; calcium import into the mitochondrion. Lineage: Eukaryota; Metazoa; Chordata; Mammalia; Chiroptera; Vespertilionidae. The record is from RefSeq and is a predicted model, not a curated record. Gene Ontology annotation, cellular component: uniplex complex. Bases 125 to 1717 code for a protein of 530 amino acids. Gene Ontology annotation, molecular function: calcium ion binding. The transcript has 13 exons.